This is a messenger RNA of Pelobates fuscus (common spadefoot toad), 1608 nucleotides long. It is a transcript of the gene EIF2B3, whose product is annotated as eukaryotic translation initiation factor 2B subunit gamma. Gene Ontology annotation, molecular function: translation initiation factor activity; guanyl-nucleotide exchange factor activity. NCBI's taxonomy places the organism in Eukaryota, Metazoa, Chordata, Amphibia, Anura, Pelobatidae. The transcript is spliced from 12 exons. Gene Ontology annotation, biological process: cytoplasmic translational initiation; biosynthetic process. Bases 172 to 1521 code for a protein of 449 amino acids. Gene Ontology annotation, cellular component: guanyl-nucleotide exchange factor complex; eukaryotic translation initiation factor 2B complex. The record is from RefSeq and is a predicted model, not a curated record.
GAGCGCCAUCUUCUGGAGCUUGCAGGGAAAUCUCCCUCCCAUUUUACAGCUCUGGCAUGCUGUCCCUUCAGGUGCUGGCCAGGUGGCAAUUCCAACAGCGGUCACAGUCGGCAGCCCAUGCAAAUCUUAUAAGUCAUUCACUGAAUACCGCGUUCUACUCAUUGUGACAAGAUGGCGGUGGAGUUGCAAGCUGUGGUAAUGGCUGUUGGUGGUGGUUCUCGAAUGGUGGAGCUUACCACUGGUAUCCCAAAGCCCCUUCUCCCUGUGGGCAACAAACCUCUCCUAUGGUAUCCACUGAACUUGCUGGAGCGUGCUGGUUUUGAAGAAGUAAUAGUGAUAACAACCAAAGAAGUUCAGAAGUGUCUGCCAGACACCAAAAUGAAAGUGGAUGUAGUGUGUUUGCCGGAAGAUAAGGCACCUGAUAUGGGAACUGCCGACUCGCUGCGCCACAUCCACCAAAAGAUAAAGAGCGAUGUUUUGGUAAUCAGCUGUGACCUUAUAACGGAGGUGGCACUCCAUGAAGUUGUUGACUUGUUUCGCGCACACAACGCCACUCUCUCCAUGCUCAUGCAGAAAGCGCCCAAGUCCAGUGAAAACAUACCGGGUCAGAAAGGAAAGCAGAAGGCAGCGGAAGAGCGAGAUUUUAUUGGGGUAGAUGACACAGGGAAAAGGAUCCUCUUACUUGCCAAUGAGGAAGACCUUGAUGACGGGUUGGAUGUUAAGAAAUGCAUUCUGCAGAGAUAUCCUCGGGUUCACAUCCACAUGGGAAUGGUAGAUGCACAUCUGUAUUGCCUAAAGAAAUAUGUGGUGGACUUCCUGGUAUCCAAUGUUUCUAUCUCUUCCAUUCGCCGAGAGUUGGUGCCGUUUUUAGUACAAAAGCAGUUCUCAUCCCACGCAUUAUCCCCGAAGAAGUUAGAGCAUCUUGACAACAAGGAGACAAAGCCCCACGAUAUUUACAGCUUUAUAACAGAAGAUAAUUUGAUGGACACAGCAUUGAGUAUGUCUUGCUGGAAUGACCACCGCGGGGACAUGCGUGAGCCAUACCAUGGAAGCAGAUUGCGGUGCUAUGUCCACGUGGCCAAAAACGAGCUGUGCUGCCGUGUGAAUAGUCUGGCUAUGUAUAUUGAAGCAAACAGACAGGUUCCCCGACUCCUGUUCGCUGUCACCGAGGAUCCACGGGUACAUGCAUCUGCUGUCCUUACAGACAAACUAAUGGUUGGUGUUGAUAGUAUGAUUGGCGCACAGACACAGAUAGGGGAGAAGACAUCUAUAAAGCACUCUCUGUUGGGCUCCAAUUGCUCCAUCCGAGAGAGAGUGAAAAUCACAAACUGCAUUAUCAUGAACGGAGUCACCGUGCACGAAGGUUGCUCCCUCCAGGGCAGUGUGAUCUGUAACAAUGUGGUGAUAGAAAGCGCGGCUGAUAUUAAAGACUGCUUACUGGGCCCAGACCUGCGCAUCAGCAGUAAAGCAAAACGUUUGAAUGAGAUCAUUAUGGGCACGGAGCAACUGAUGGAGAUUUAACAUUGUCUGCAAAGGGGCCAGUCCUGCGCCAUGUCUCUCUCCCUCCCUGGCUUAUUUAUACGAGAAUAAACGAUGUGGAGCUUUGUA